UGUGGGAAGGAAGAACUUUAGUAUGGACGCUUCAGAUAAAAUUAUAUUCUAAUUUGUACAGUACUUCUGUACUUGUCACAAAGAACGACAUACAUCUUCCACAACGGUAGGUGGCGAUAGCAAUCUACGAGUUGACAUCGCGGUCUGUUUUCACCAUAACACAUGGGAGAAGAAUAGUUGAAGAGGUAAAAACGGAAGCUAGCGGCGGGAUCGAGCGAUGGUGUAUACAUAUUCAGUAACAUUUGUCACACAAAGUUUAUGAUAUAAAACAGACUACUUCCUUAACAGGCCUCGACAUUUGGAUGUUAAAUGCCGCGCUGUUUGUUUUCACAACGAGCUAACUGAGCCAGCAGUGAGCAGAAGGAGGAGAAAGUAACGCUGGAGUAAUGUCUGCCAAAACAAACGCUCCUAAGCACAAAGACAGCGGAGAACUUAUUAAAAACUACCACAAACAGGCGUUUGAGCAUAUAUCGAAGGCACUGAGGAUCGACGAAGAUGACGAUGGAGAGAAGGAGGAAGCCGUGCAGUGGUACAAGAAAGGAAUAGCUGAGCUGGAGAGAGGCAUUGCUGUGGAGAUCACAGGGACAGCAGGAGAGCAAUAUGAUCGAUCGAAGAGACUGCGAGAUAAAAUGAAGGCCAAUCUCACCAUGGCAAAAGAACGACUUGCUUUGUUAGAGGCCACAUUAGCAUCUAAGAGUAAAAAUCCUCUUGUCUCAAACUCAAAUCUUGCUCCUUCACAUCCAAACUCCAAAAGCCAGCCUUCAGUGUCUUCCACCAUCAGACCUUCAACUUCUGUCAGAGCACCAACAAGACCCAUUGAACCAAAGGUGACCCCUCGCAUGGGAAGAGCUCAAAAUGGAAGACCUCCUGCUGUGAAACAGCCUCCAAAGAGGGAUAUGAAAAACUUCAAGAAUGUGGACUCUAAACUGGCCAACUUGAUUCUGAAUGAGAUUGUUGACAGGGCGGCUUCUGUCUCCUUUGAAGACAUCGCUGGACAAGAUCUGGCUAAACAAGCACUCCAAGAAAUCGUCAUCCUUCCUUCUUUAAGACCAGAGCUGUUUACCGGACUGAGGGCACCUGCACGUGGUUUGCUUUUAUUCGGCCCACCUGGAAAUGGGAAAACCAUGCUGGCCAAAGCAGUUGCUGCAGAGUCUAAUGCCACCUUCUUCAACAUAAGUGCUGCCAGUCUGACGUCUAAAUAUGUGGGUGAAGGUGAGAAGCUCGUCAGAGCGCUGUUUGCAGUUGCAAGAGAAUUGCAGCCUUCCGUCAUCUUUAUUGACGAAGUGGACAGCUUGCUGUGUGAGAGGAGGGAGGGGGAACACGAUGCCUCCCGUCGUUUAAAAACGGAGUUCCUCAUCGAGUUUGACGGGGUGCAGUCAGGCGGGGAGGAGAAGGUUCUGGUGAUGGGAGCAACUAACAGGCCUCAGGAGCUUGAUGAAGCCGUCUUAAGGCGUUUUGCAAAAAGAGUUUAUGUGGCGCUCCCUGACGAGAAGACACGAUGCACGUUGCUUAAAAAUCUUCUGGGAAAACACGGGAAUCCACUAAGCACGAGUGAACUCUCCCAGCUUGCAAAAGCAACUGCAGGAUACUCAGGAAGCGAUCUGACGUCAUUAGCCAAAGAUGCGGCACUGGGCCCAAUUAGAGAGUUGGGGCCUGAACAUGUCCGCAGCAUGUCUGCUAGUGAGAUGCGCAACAUCAAGAUGAAAGACUUUGAGGAAUCCCUGAAACGCAUCAAGCCCACUGUUAGUCCAGCAACUCUAAAUAUGUACACCAAAUGGAACAAAGAUUUUGGAGAUACAUCUGCUUUUUGAUCCUGGGUGGUCUUCUUUGUUUACCUGUAUGGAAACCAUGAGGUGAUUUGGAGAAGCAUUAUACAAAGAUUUUCUGUUUUAUGGAAAGGCUCUCCAACUACUUAAAGUUCUUAAAAGUUUAUUUGCUAUCUGUGAUAAAAAUCAUAAUUUAUUGUACAAAAUUUCCUGCCUUACCCCUGGAAUAAAAACAUCCUGUUAGUUAGUAGCUGUAGUACACUUACAGACAUAGUGAUGUUAAAAAAUCACUAUGUGAUAUCUGUAAGUAUACUUACAGACAUCACCAUGUACAGACAUCACCAAAGUUAAAAAGCAAUGAUAAUUGGGAAAAUUGCCAAAGUGCUUGGUUUUGCUGCUGUGUUCAGAGAGCACAGGCAGCUUAUACAGUAGAUACACUUACUUAACUUUUAUUUUCAAAUAAAUGAACUGUUUCUUCUUUUAGUUAUGGCAUGUCAUCGAAUAACUCCAGUAGAUGUAAAAACUCAUCUGUGAAUAAAGACAUUCAUUAAAGUGUCAUUGUCUCUUCACUAAAUGUUAGAUUUUUCUUUUUAAUCCAAGGUUUCAGUUUAUCAUGGAUUUUGUGUCAGGGGAAGACACAAAAUCCAUCCAUCCAUCCAUCCAUCCGUUUUCAUAUCAAUCAUGCCAUCCAUCUAUUCUUUUCAUGCAUCUAUCUGUUUACAACAUCCAACAAUCAAUCUUUUCUGUCCAUCUUUCCAUCUAUCCUUUGUCAUACAGUCACAGCACUUAAAUUUUUCCAGUCUUUUGUUACAGUCUUACUCCAAAUUGUAUUAAUUUAACAUCUUUCCUCAAAACUUUACACAAUGUAAAACAAAGUUUUUGAGCGUGUUUGCAAAUUUAUUAAGAACAGAAAAUCAUGAAAUUAUAUUUACGUAAGUAUUCACAGCCCUUCUUUUUCUUGUUGUUGGUUUUCUAUUUUUAAUGCAUUUGCAAAACUCUAAAAUGUUGUUUAUGCAUUUUCAAAAUGGGGUGUGUAAAAUUCUGAGAAAUGCAAUUAAUACAACUUGGAAUAAGGUUGAAACACAAAAUGUGGAAAAAGUGUAGCACACUGAAUACUUUCUGGAAGCACUGUAUAACCCAUCCAUCUACCGAUUUAUUCAUCCAUCAAUUUUUCAAUCCAUCCAUCUCUUUGAACCAUCUAUCUGUCCAUUUUUCCUUACAUCCAACCAUCCAUCUGGUUUUAUCAGCUUUGACAUUUUUAGUCUGACCAUCAGAGAAAACUCUUUCAUAAAUUAUUUUUUAACUCUUGUAUUUAUAUUUUUUAAAAAGCCUAAAAUGAACAGAGAACUUUGGAAAUUUAAGUCUGAGACUUUGACUUUUCAAAUCACAGUUUGCACAUAAAAUGUAGCUGCAAAAAUAAAUGAUAAAUAUUACAAAUCAUUUAAAUACAUUAUUUUUUUAAAAGCUACAUCAAAUUAAAUGGGACACAGUUUUCUAUUAAUUGAAGGGGUCACUGAAUCUUUUGAAAUCUUAUAAAAUGGUAAAAACCUAAAUUGUUUAAAAUGGCUGAAAGCUGAUAAUUUAAUGUGCAUUGUUGCUUUUUAAAUUCAUUUUUUAAUUGUCUUAACAAAUCUGUAGAGAACAUUAAAUAUUCUUGAUAAAUAGCAAGUGAGAUAGCAUCAUUGCCACAUUUUAGCUAAACAAAAAACCUAGCAAAUUUUAUUGGAGUGAAGUAGUUGAAGCUCCUCCUUUCUGCAUUUAAACUUCACAAAUUCACAUUAUUGGUUCAUUUACAGUUUACUACUAAUCUUUUAAGGAAAGUUGGUUCGACAGCAUGGGAGUGGGUCACUCCAAUUGGUCAGAUUUGGUCCAGUUAUUACAUUUCUUAAGGUAGAAAGUUGUUAUUGAAUCAAAUAUACUAUACAUGCAUGUGUUGGUGACAUUUUGAUGUUUAUUCUUUGAUAUUGAUCCUUUUGUGAUACUAGGGACUGAACUUGGCCUGCAAAUUGGCCUCUUGGCUAAGGAAUAUUUAUACUGGGAAAAGUACAGUGGCAUAUAUUCUGUCCCUUAUCAAAUAAAUAUGAAGGACUGAGACCAGUUCAAAGUUUGCAUCAUGGAGUAAAAUAAUGCAUCUCAUUUUUUAUAUAUAUAUAUAUGUCACAACACAUACAAAAUAUAAUAUUUCAAUUAUUUCCUGUACAAAACACAUCUGUAGAAAAAGUUGUAUUAAAUUGCUUUUUCUGGUAAGAUUACAGAGAAGUUUUCACAUCUAACUCAAAGCAUUUUCUUUCUUGUCGGUAGAUGGUGCUGCAGCUCUUCUUCCAUCCAACUUCUUUCUAAACCUAAGUUGCAACUAUUAGAUGUGACUAACAGAAAACAUUCUCAGAUGUAUUCAAGUGAUUGAAAUGUUUGUAGCAUGAAGAAGAACUAUGUAUUUACUUUUUGACAGACGAGAUGAAAUCUUCCGUUCUAGGUUUCAUUUUCUUCAUCCAUAUACUUUUAUUGUGGGUUCAGUGACUUUACAUAAUCCAGCUGCAAAACUGUCCAUCACCGAUUGUGGUUUGAAAACAGUUUCAGAAAUGAGUUACUACAUGGUGAGAAUGUGUUAUUUUAUGCUAAUAAAGUUCCUUCAACAACA
Xiphophorus couchianus (Monterrey platyfish) is the source of this 4404-nucleotide messenger RNA. RefSeq names its product spastin (gene spast). The transcript has 16 exons. The record is from RefSeq and is a predicted model, not a curated record. Gene Ontology annotation, cellular component: microtubule cytoskeleton. Lineage: Eukaryota; Metazoa; Chordata; Actinopteri; Cyprinodontiformes; Poeciliidae. Gene Ontology annotation, molecular function: ATP binding; ATP hydrolysis activity. The coding region runs from base 387 to 1811 and encodes 474 amino acids.